AUGAAGGGUGUCAUACCCUUCCCGUUGGGUCUCACCCUGGGGACAGAUGUCUGCAUGAUCCCCCGAGUUUACUCCCUCAUCACCACAAAUCAGGGCACGCCCAUCAUCCCCACUCUCGCCCGGCCCUUCAACGUGAUCAACAAUGUGGACAGGUUCACAAAGAAGCUGCUGACGCAAAACGAGAGGGAACGGUUGGAGGAGCUGCCCGUCUACCUCAAUGCGGUGAAGGUCAUGUCGUUUCGGGACGGGGUCGGUCCGGUAAAGCACAAGAAUCUGCUUGGGAGACAGCGAUCGGAAAGAAGGGGGGAGAUUUGGAAACUGGCGGAGUGGUUGGCUGGGCGGUGGGCGGCGAAGGAGGCAGUAAUCAAGGCUCAUGCUUUUCGGGCGGGGACGUCAGCAGGGAAGGUCACGUUUGGGGGGGUGGAGAUUAUGGUUGAGGGUGAGGAGAAUUUGGGGAGGAGGGUGGAGGAGACGGCUGAGGAAGAAGGGGAGGGGGCGGGGGGACGGGUGCAACGGAAGGAUAAGGGGGAUUAUAUCCUGGAGAACAUAGAUGGUUUGGGGCCGAGGGCGGAAUUUGGGAGGGUAACGGGACCGCCAGUGGCGGUAAUAUUAGGAGAUGAGGAGGUGGGGGUGAAGGGGCAGGUGGCGCUGUUGAGUAUCAGUCAUGAUGGGGAUUAUGCGACGGCGAUUUGUUUGGGAUUCAAGCCCGAUGCUUUCAAUGGGAAUAGGAAUGGGAAUGCAAAAGUCGAGGGAAAGAAGAAGGCCCGGUGA
This is a messenger RNA of Podospora anserina S mat+, 771 nucleotides long. RefSeq lists its product as uncharacterized. Gene Ontology annotation, molecular function: holo-[acyl-carrier-protein] synthase activity; magnesium ion binding. The transcript has a single exon. NCBI's taxonomy places the organism in Eukaryota, Fungi, Ascomycota, Sordariomycetes, Sordariales, Podosporaceae. Bases 1 to 771 code for a protein of 256 amino acids. The record is from RefSeq and is a predicted model, not a curated record.